This is a messenger RNA of Spirodela intermedia, 502 nucleotides long. The record is from the annotation of a GenBank genome assembly. NCBI's taxonomy places the organism in Eukaryota, Viridiplantae, Streptophyta, Magnoliopsida, Alismatales, Araceae.
AUGGGAGAUGACCACCACCAUUAUCGAGUAAGUACGAGGCCUUGUGGCCAUGGAGGAUACGUUCUUUUCUGAGUUCCUAUUCUCCCCACUCAUCCUGCAUGCAUAUUUGGGCUAUCGCAGGAGGACGUGAAUUUGGUGCGAUUUGAGGGGCCCUGGUCCCCUGACUCGACCUACGAUAAUCCCCUCCCUGGGGACGAAGACGAAGGUCGGGCUCUGCCGUUUGUUCCCCCUCAACUGCAGCGCCCUUUGCUGGGCGCCGCCGCCGCCAGAGAUGCCCAGGGAGAUCUCCCGCUGCCACCGAGCGCCGUCCUGAACCACCUCUACGUAGAGGGACAGAGACAGCCCGAGGUCAGUCGUCGCUCUCAGCAUCACCCACCGCUUCCACUCCAAGUACGUCAGCGUCGUUCUUUACAAACCUGCUCGGAGGAGGGGGGGCUUGAGGGCCUUAAAUGUUCUUGUCGAUCAGAGAAACAUCCGACAAGUGUCGAGCUUUUGUCCGUAA